AUGACGCAGGGAACCGUUUCGAAAACGUCGGGUGUAGUGGGAGUGCAGAAAACCAAGAAGAACAUCACAAAGCCAUCUCGCAAGGGUGCCCCCAUCAAGCAAAAGAUGAAGUCGGGAAAGGACAAGGCACAACAGAAACUGGGCAAAACGAUUAAUCGCAACAUCGAGAACUUCAUCUGCGAAAAGGCGCUAAAGAACGGCGCCAAGCUGAAGAUGCUCAAGCCCGAGGAAAAGGGUAGGGACAGCUCGCAGCAGCGCGUCAAGCGCUUCAAGAACAAGAUCAACGAGGAGAGGAAGGGUGAAAAGAAGAAGAAGACCUCCAUGGCCACCACCAUCUCCAUCUCUGCGCCUUCCUCUACCUCUACCUCCACUUCGUCAUCAUCCUCUGCCACCACGUCCACACCCUCGACUCCUUCGACCCCACGAAAAUAG
Acanthamoeba castellanii str. Neff is the source of this 432-nucleotide messenger RNA. RefSeq lists its product as uncharacterized. The record is from RefSeq and is a predicted model, not a curated record. NCBI's taxonomy places the organism in Eukaryota, Discosea, Longamoebia, Acanthamoebidae. Bases 1 to 432 code for a protein of 143 amino acids. The transcript is spliced from 3 exons.